This is a messenger RNA of Ictalurus punctatus (channel catfish), 1524 nucleotides long. Its product is annotated as myeloid-associated differentiation marker. Gene Ontology annotation, cellular component: membrane. The coding region runs from base 287 to 1123 and encodes 278 amino acids. NCBI's taxonomy places the organism in Eukaryota, Metazoa, Chordata, Actinopteri, Siluriformes, Ictaluridae. The transcript has a single exon. The record is from RefSeq and is a predicted model, not a curated record.
CUGUGGGUUCCUAUGCAGAUCAAUCUCCAUGAAAAGACUCACAGCAAGAUACAAUGGAUAAAGGGAGACACUGAGCCAAGUCACCAAGAAAAGACAGAUGACUUAAAAGAGGAAAGCAAUUCUGAGAUUGUAUUCAUAUUCUAACUGAGUGAGUAACAGUGUAAACUAAAUUUAAAAAAAAAGACGCAUUAAAAUUUCAAGAGGAACUUCACAUUGGGAAAGGAAUUCUAUAAGACAUCACCCGUUAUACAGAAGGACAGCAUUUUUCAAGGACAUUUAAUUCAUCAUGGUUACACUCGACACUCGUUCUGUGACCACGCCUGUUGGCAUUCUACGGAUGUUUGAGGUUGUGCUGUCAUGUGUCAUCUUCAGUCUGGUGGCCUCUGUGGGGCACGACAACUUAUCAUACUGGGCCUGGUGCAUGUUUACUUGGUGCUUCUGCUGCUUCAUGACUCUUUUAAUCCUUAUCCUGGAGUUAACUAAUCUCAAUGUAAAGGUGCCCAUCUCCUGGGAUGACUUCACUACUGCAUUUGCUAUGCUGUCUACACUAAUGAUAUUUGCUGCCUCAGUCAUCUACCCAACCUUUUUUAUUUGUUCAUCUUGUUCUCGCCAAAUUGUUGCUACCGUCAUGUCCUGCCUGUGCUUUAUUGCAUAUGCUGUGGAGGUAGGCCUGACCCGGGCAAGACCUGGUGAGAUCAGUGGCUUCCUUUCGACAGUUCCAGGCCUUAUGAAGGUUCUUGAAGCUUUUGUUGCCUGCAUCAUCUUCAUCUCCCUCACCCCAGUCAAAGAACCUGCCUUGCAGUGGUGUGUGGCGGUUUACUCACUUUGUUUCAUUUUUGCUCUCCUCAUUAUCAUCCUCACUAUCUGCAGGCUGCUGACUUUGUUCCCCUUUCCUUUUGACAAAGUCCUUACUGGUUACAAUGUGCUUGCUGUUAUGAUGUACAUGACAGUAGUAGUUAUAUGGCCUCUUUACAAUUUCCAAAAUAAUCCAAGACCGGCAAACUGCAGUCACUGUUAUUGGGACAACCAAUUGGUAGUGUCCUUUAUGUCCUGUGUUAACCUCAUUGUUUAUAUUGUGGACACAUGCUACUCAAUCCGCCUAGUAUUCAUCACACCUGCUUAAGAGAAGAUAAUUGUUAUGGUAACUUUGCAAGCAUAAUAAAUAAGUGUGUUUUGUUUAUUUCUGUAAGAUUAAUUAAGGAAAUUCAAUACAAAUUCCUAUGAUAACCUGGCAAUACAAAUAAUAAAACUACAUCUAUCUAUCUAUCUAUCUAUCUAUCUAUCUAUCUAUCUAUGUCUAACUAGUAAAACCUACAUAUAUAUUUUUAAAAGCACUCAAAAUAGCAUCCAUAGAGUGUCAAACUACACUGCUCCUCUUUCUUUCUUUAAUUUUUAAAUGAUAAUAUUUUGCUCACUGGAGCUAGUUUGGACUGUUUUUAUGAUGAUUUUACAUUCUGUUGUGUUGUUUACCAUUUCAUAAAUCACAAAAAUAUAAUUAUAAAUAAAUUAUAUUUUAAUACGCAA